CUGGCGCGCACCACGGGGGUUCGGUAGGAGACCAGCCGAUGACUCUGGCCUCGAUCUUGGAGUGCCCUCCGUCGCUUUUGACGACCAACUUCUUUUACAACCAUCGUCUUCCCGUGCUCCAGAUUGCUGGCAUGUCCAAACCACUUAAGCUGCCAUCGAGCGACCCGAUGCUUCGCAAAGUAGCCGAGCGCUAUCCCAAAAAAUCGGCGACACUGCUGCGUCGACAAGCCGUAUCUGGCGAGAAUGUCGUCCUCGUCUGGGGCCCAAAGCGUAUCCGCCAGACAACGAUCGUUCCAGCGGCCGACGUUGAGAUUUCUGACGAUUGGACCUCAUCACUGCACUGUGAACUCUCGACGGUGCUCAAGUGUAUCCGGCCCGACGACCGCCUCGCGCUCUCACACCUCAGCAUCGACUCGCUGCACGACGCGGCGAGCUUGGCGCCAAUCACGCGCCACGACGAUGCGAUCGCGACCCUCGUCGUCUUGCUUGCACCAGCCGACGCGUGUCAACUCGGCUUGGACUUUGUACAAAAAGACAGCGUUGCCACCCAUCCGUGGCGCGAGCUGGAGACACACUGUGUGCACUAUGCCCUCCUGUCGCCGGAAACGAAGCUCGUCGGUACUGGCACCACGGUGCGAAAGGCGCCUCCGCGCGUGGCCCUCGUGUUUCACGUAUUGCGCGCAUCGUUGCAUGCCGAUCGAGACGUUGGUCCUAUUUACCGAAGCAUUUUGUUUCUCAAGCAACUCGCGAUGCACCCGCCUCUCGGUCUUCUGUAUGGCGUUCACAUCCACUUGUGUCGCCGCCAUGCAGCGCCGGACUGGGGCGCCCUCGAGCCAACUCAUACCGCGCUACUUGACGCUCUGCUCGCAUCCGAGUGCUACGGCAUCGGUCUCGCCGUGUACUCGGAGGUCGAUGGUAUCCUGCACUUUGCGAGGCACCAUCAGUCGGCGACCGUUGCGUCCACCGACUUGCGCCACGUCCAGAUCACAGAGCUCGUGACGCCACCGUCCAAUCGACCUCGAUACGGUAUCAACGUCGUUCUGGUCUUUUGGCCAAAGCAGCACCUCGUCAAUGUCAUGGGCGGUGCUGCUUUUGCUACUGCGAUGCGUGCCGAGGCACCUGCGGUUGCGCGGGCGUUUGUGGCCGACGCUGCUAGCGUCUUUUGCACAACGAGCGUCGUGACGCGCUCGCACCGUGGCCAUCCGCCGCCGCCGACCACGACGCGAUGCUCCAGCUGCUCGACGACGUUGGCGACGUCGACUGCAUUCGUCGCUUUCUGCGACACUCCGUGGAUCCAAAACCAGCUCGCCAAGUAUGGGUGGGAGCCGCUGGCCGAUGCUCUCAACAUCCUCGUGUCUCGAUGGUGCUCGGACAAUGGAGUCGAACACGCGACAUUGCUUGUCGCAUCGCUUGCUGGUGUCACAAAUGCUCCCGUGUGUGCGCCGCUCGAUCAAGACUAUGUCUACGAGUGCAUCCGGCGGCUGUGGGCGACGUUGCACACGGCGUUUCUCAAGCCACACGUUCUGGAGCCGAUGCCAGACGACACGCUUCAGCAAAUCGUCGCUGACGCACUGUACAUGGAGCACUACUGCGACCGUGGCGCCGACACGGACCGAUGGCUUCAGGCUCACUUGCCUGCCGUCGCGCUCAGUCUCGUCGAUGGCUUUCUAUGGCCACCGACGGCGUCAGUGGUUGACGUAGUGUGCAAAGAGCUGCGUCGGCCGCUCGUGCAUUUACCUUUGGCCUUUUCGAUGGCACUUGCGCACAACACGGCUCUCAAUCUCGAGUCGCUUCUCAAUACAAUGCUGCACCAUGUCGACGCAUGCGUGAAGGACGUUGUCGUGACCCAGACAUCGCUAAUGCGCUUGCUCUGGCUUCUGGAACGUGAUCCGAGCCGGUGCUUGGACCAAGCCUACCUGCAAGCGAGUUGGCGCCAGUGGGCAUGUCGCUUUGGGCUCGAAGCGCUUGUUUUUGUGGGCGAGGCCAGCGCGCUGACGCCGUCGAUAUGCGCCGCACUCUCCGCGCGCAUGCGAGAGGCGGCGUGA
Molecule: messenger RNA, 2045 nt
Organism: Saprolegnia diclina VS20
Lineage: Eukaryota; Oomycota; Saprolegniomycetes; Saprolegniales; Saprolegniaceae
Exons: 2
Coding region: 39-2045 (668 amino acids)
Source: RefSeq, a predicted model, not a curated record